Molecule: messenger RNA, 1518 nt
Organism: Caenorhabditis briggsae
Lineage: Eukaryota; Metazoa; Nematoda; Chromadorea; Rhabditida; Rhabditidae
Exons: 8
Coding region: 1-1518 (505 amino acids)
Biological process (GO): amino acid transmembrane transport; L-alanine transport
Cellular component (GO): vacuolar membrane
Molecular function (GO): L-proline transmembrane transporter activity; L-alanine transmembrane transporter activity
Source: RefSeq, a predicted model, not a curated record
AUGGGCACGAAAAAAGUGUAUACAGUGAAUUCCGACGGGAAGCUUCCCCAGAAGCAUUCGGAGACCUCGAUGGCUUCUUCAGACUCGUCGAGUACGUAUCACAAUUCACAUGGAAUCUCAUGGGCCAUGGCGGCAGUGUUCAUCGUUGGAGACAUGAUGGGCGCCGGAAUGAUCUCUCUUCCACUGUCACUUGGAAGAGCCGGGCUUAUUGCUGGUGUCGUUUUGAUCCUUUUGGCUUCAUUAUUUUCUGGAUACACUGGAAUUCAGUUGGGCGAGAAUUGGGAGAUGAUGCAGAUCCGGUGGCCAAAGUACCGUACCCAUUGCCGUCGGCCGUACCCAGAGAUGGCGUACCGAGCGUUGGGAAAUUGGGCGCGACAAGCGGUCGCUGUCUGUUUGGUUGUCUCGCAAUUUUUGAUUGCCUGUGUACUUUUGUUAAUUUCUGCUGAGAAUUUUACAAAUCUACUGAACACUUUCUUUGGCCUCCAUCUAGAUUUCUGCAUUUUCAUUGUCGCUAUUGCUCUGGUUCUCUGGCCAUUCUCAAUGCUCCAAUCGCCAAUGGAUUUCUGGCAACUUGCAGUGAUUUCGGCACUAUCUAGUACCGUGGCAGCAGGAUUAAUAGUAUUCGGAGCAUCAUGGGACAUGCCAGUAUGUGCUCCACACCGGCAGAUGCCUGCUCUGACCGCUAAGCAAUUCACCCUGUCCUAUGGUACCAUUGUUUUUGCAUUUGGAGGUCAUGGAGCGUUUCCAACGAUUCAACACGAUAUGGCGAUGCCUGGACAGUUCAAUAAAUCUGUGAUUUCCAGUUAUAUUUGUGAGUUUUUCGGAGACUACAAAGACUACAAACUAGAACUUCCAGUGAUCACCCUUGUUUACCUCGCCGUCUCCAUCACUGGUCUAAUGGCUUAUGGUGACAGUAUGGUGGAUACAGUAAUCCCAUCUAUCCAACUUACUUGGGUCGCGCAAACCAUCAAUGUACUUAUUACUGCCCAUAUCUUGCCCACCAUUAUUAUUGUGCUAUCUCCGUUAUCUCAACAAGUCGAGGAGUGGAUUCGGAUUCCUAAUCAAUUCGGAGGGCGCCGCUUCCUGGUCCGUACCAUUGUCCUGUUACUGGUCUGCUUCACAGCUCUUUCCGUUUUGAAACUGGGUCUAUUUUUGGAUUUGGUCGGUGCCACAACAAUUACAUUGAUGACAAUGUUGCUUCCAAGUAUUUUCUGGCUUUUCAUGCAAGCUUNCCACAAGAAAAGAGAGGAUGGUGUCUGGUACUACACACCAAAGCUUCUUCUGGCGUUCAAUCUGAUCUCAUUGACAUUCGGCCUGGUUGGUGGCCUAACAUCCGCCUGGUCAGCCAUCGAAGCGCUCAUCUUCUCCGAACAAGUCGCGCCGUGUUAUGUGAAUUGGUUCCGACACGGAUUCACUGCCGAAGUCGCCGGAGGAUCUGUGAAUUGUUGUGGAGUUUUCAAGAAUAUCACACAUUAUGGAGGAAUUGAGCAGUGCUCAAUUCUAUCAUCCGGUCAUUAG